Molecule: messenger RNA, 2523 nt
Organism: Penicillium salamii
Lineage: Eukaryota; Fungi; Ascomycota; Eurotiomycetes; Eurotiales; Aspergillaceae
Source: the annotation of a GenBank genome assembly
AUGGUAGAUGCCAGUUGUCAUUCCUUCGAGGAAGCCUCUCCAGCAGAAAAUCCCAGGACUCCUUCAUUUGUUCCCCAUUCUCCAUUCUCUAGCGAGAGUGGAUCUAUUCGAAUUACUGAUUUUGCAACUGUCAAUUUGCCAUUCUUUGAGUCUCCUGUUCCAAAGUCCAGAGCCAAACCCUACAUUGCUCACUCAAAAGACAACCGAGGUUCCUCUCCAGAAAGAUGGCGAUAUCGAUUGAGAGCCGUUACUGGCCCACCAGCAGGCAGAAGCCCUAUUCUUAGGAUCGUCUCCCCUGAUCGAUUCAUCCCAAGACGGGACUUUACCGAGCCAAAGUCGGCAACCUUUCGUGUAGCCAAACCCUCACAGCAACUUUCGCCGCGGGAAAGACUAUUCCGCCGAAUUCCACCUGGAUAUGACCCAUUCCUACCAGCAAACUUAUCCAGGACCUCUCCUGGUGUCCAGCCCAUUGGCUUUCAGCGGAUCCCAAGUCGUACACCGCAUUUGGUCACUGAUUUCAACAACUUCUCGCAUGAGAGCUCGGUACAAAACAGUCUCUCUACAAUUUGGAAUCUCAGUGGAGCUUCUGAAUCACGGGGUGUUGUCCCCAUUAUGCCUUAUAGUGGCUCGCCAAGUGCUCCGGGUAAUCGAAGAACUGCUCCAAACUUUGUGGCUCGCUUCUUACCCAAAAACUCAAAAUACAACGAGGAUGUCAUCCAUGAGUCGAGACUUGCGCUUGCUCUAGGUAUUGACCUAACAAAUAGAUUGCUCGAGAAUUCUAUACCAUGUCCUGAUGCUCCUCUCGAUCCCACAUCCCCGGAUUUCGAGCGCCUUUCGCCAUUCGUCUGGAAAGACAGUGCAUGGAAAAAGGUCGAAAGAGAGCAUUGGCCCAAGCCUCGCGCCAAAAUGGAACCUGUCCCAUCGAAGCCAUUUCGGAUUCUGGAUGCCCCUUUCCUGAAGGAUGAUUUCUACUGCAGUACACUUGCAUAUUCGCCUAUAUCUGGAAUAUUGGCAGUUGGCCUCUGUCAUCAAGUAUACCUCUGGUCUGAAAGCCGUGGGGUGGAUUCUCCGCCGUUCGGGGAUGUGCACCCAUCAAAUUAUGUGACUUCAUUGUCAUUCUCGUCUGAGGAUGGAGAGAGAAGUAUACUUGCAGUGGCCCGUCGGUCUGGUCAAUUAACGCUGUGGAGCACAUUCGAGCAGCAGGUCCGAUUCGAGAUCAGCCAUCCCAAUAGCAUCACCUGCGUGGCAUGGAAGCCCAAGACAUCCCGACGAUUUUCUGAAAGAUUGACUCACGUUGAAGUGGACGUUGAAGAACUUGUCGCAGGUGAUGAACUUGGAACCAUUUGGUACUACUCGGUCGAGUGGAGUAGCGAUGAAGAUCGAGCAGAAUGGAAAUGGAAUGGAUCCAUGACGCUGCUUGCCAAAAUCUGCGCACACACUGAGCAAAUUUGUGGACUGACAUGGUCGCCUGAUUUGAAGUAUCUUGCUACAGGGGGAAACGACAACGCUUGUCUUCUGUUCGAUAUGGGCAAGAUCGUUCCCCCGCAGUCGACAAUCCCGCCCAUCACGGUAGAUUUCCCAACGAGUUUCAGCCUAGGGGCGUUCCCCUACCACGCUCUAGGUACUGUGACCAGACGACUGUUUCAACGGCGACCCGGCGCAGGACGAAAUCUCCCAUCAUGGGUUGGUCGCCCUUCAAUUACACCGUCUUUGAUCCCACUCCUAAGUCACGCGGGAACCCUGAUUUCCGGCGGUGGGCGAACGAUUCUAGUUCCAUUCGGGCGUCAAAAGUACCGCCUGUACCACUCCGCAGCAGUGAAAGCAAUUGCAUUCGCACCAUGGCAAUCGUCUCUCCUUGCCACUGGAGGUGGCUCCAAUGACCGAGCCAUCCACUUCUUUCAUACGCGCACCGGCGCAUGCCUCGCAACCAUCAAUGUGUUUGCCCAGGUGACCAGCCUGAUUUGGAGUCAGACCCGGCGUGAGAUCGUAGCUACUUUUGGCUACGCACAGCCGGACCAUCCAUUCCGCAUUGCUGUAUUUGCUUGGCCUAGUUGCGCCCAGAUUGCUGUUGUCCCUUGGGGGCCAUACGGGGCUAGUUGGGAUGGCACAGAUACUCACACCAACUUCGACUGCGGACGAGCUCUGUGUGCAAUAAGGUAUCCGGGAAAACUCCAUCGCUCUUUGGUCUCUACCUCUCACAAACCGGAACCGGAACAGUCCCGUGAAUCUUCGAUUCGGACGCGUGCGAGGGCUAGGACUUCGCCGGAACGUGGAACUGGCACCGUGCGAAGAGUCCGUCCAAAGAUGUCAAAACCCAAGGAGAAAGAGGGCGGGAUGUGGUGUGCCAGAACUGUGGAAGAGGGUUGCAUCAUUGUUGCCUCGAGCGAUCAGACUGUGAAAUUCCAUGAGGUGUGGACAGGGCGAAGGACAAGUACCGGGUCUGCCUGUGGACUUUUGGGUGGCAGCGACAUCCUUGAGGGGCUGGAAGGUAUUGAGAAGUGCGGUGGUGAAGUCAUUCGCUGA